CUGAUGCUGAGCGUGUCGGAUGAAUAGGAGGAGGAGGAGGGGCGCGUCACGGACUGCAGAGUGCUGGAUGGACGCCACGGCGGCAGUGAUGAGCAACUUGUGAAACAUCUGCUCCCCUCCAAGUGUGCUUCUUCCAUCGCGAGGAGGAGGAGACGCGGGGAUGGAAGAGCACGCUCUGCCGGGAGCCGAGGAUGCCGCUUCGGCGCCCGCUGCGCCCGCUUCUCCUCAUCUCCUUGUCCUUUCGGAACCAGGGUGGCUCGGUGGCUUUGCCCUCCCCCCUUCUUCCUCUAUUAACUGAUGCGGGGCAGAGGAGGGGGUGAGCCACAGCCAAAGCGUGCACCGGAUAUUGCAAAAGCCGCCCUGGAUGCCGCCGCUGUGAUGCUACGCGAGCUUCUUCUGGACUGACGUCGAAUGAGCACAUGAAGACAGACGAGAGGACAUCAAACAUUGGGAAAUGUAUUUUUGACGCGAGGAGGGAGGAGGGGGGGGCGGGGGUCCCUGGGAUCGAUUGAGGCAUUGUGACUUGGGAUAUUUGAGACUACUGUGCACUUCCCGAAAUCAAUCCGCUCGUCUUCCUGUCCGCCACUCCGCAUCACUCAAAUCUGGAAUUUGGAAGAGCGAGGGAGCGAGGGAGCGAGCGAGGGAGCGAGGGAGCGAGGGAGCGAGCGAGCGCGGGGGCUCUUCGCGGUUUGCGGGCGCCUCCGCCGUCGCGUCAUCCUCCUCUGAUCUACACGUUUUUCGACGUACCAUCCCGGGAAAGCCCACAUCGGCAGUUCAUUUUUUGGGGGUUUCAGUACAUUUCCAUUGAAUCGGGUCGGGGGGCUGAACAUCCCGAGGCUUCCACGCGGGCCAAAUGGGAGUCGCCCGCAGGGCCCGGCGUUAGAUCGACGCCCAAGUCUCCUGGGAUGAGCCGACGGCGCUGGUGAUUCUGCAAUGUCGGGCAAGAUGAGCAGCAAGGAGCCGGGCCAGUCCAGCCAGUAUGUGGGGCCUUACCGGCUGGAGAAGACCCUCGGGAAGGGGCAGACCGGACUGGUGAAGUUAGGUGUCCACUGUAUAACUGGACAGAAAGUGGCCAUAAAGAUUGUCAACAGAGAAAAACUGUCAGAAUCAGUUCUCAUGAAGGUGGAGAGAGAAAUAGCUAUUCUGAAACUAAUUGAGCAUCCUCACGUUCUGAAGCUGCAUGAUGUCUAUGAAAAUAACAAGUAUCUGUACCUGGUGUUGGAGCAUGUGUCUGGUGGAGAGCUCUUUGACUACCUGGUGAAAAAGGGCAGGUUGACCCCCAAAGAGGCCAGGAAGUUCUUCAGACAGAUCAUCUCCGCUCUGGACUUUUGCCACAGCUACUCCAUAUGUCACAGAGACUUGAAGCCUGAGAAUCUUCUCCUGGAUGAGAAGAACAACAUCAGGAUAGCAGAUUUUGGCAUGGCCUCAUUACAGGUUGGAGACAGUCUCCUUGAAACUAGUUGUGGAUCCCCGCAUUAUGCUUGCCCUGAAGUAAUAAGGGGGGAGAAGUAUGAUGGCCGUAGGGCAGAUGUCUGGAGUUGUGGAGUCAUCCUUUUUGCACUUCUCGUGGGCGCGUUGCCGUUUGACCACGACAACCUACGGCAGCUUCUUGAAAAGGUGAAAAGUGGAGUAUUCCAUAUGCCCCACUUCAUACCACCUGACUGUCAGGCGUUGCUCAAAGGAAUGAUAGAAGUCAACCCUGACAAGAGACUCACGCUCGAAGCAAUACAAACCCACGCCUGGUACCAGAGUGGUCGGAAUGAGCCGUGCCCCGAGCAGCCCCCUCCCCGUCGUGUAUGUGUGACAAGGGUGCUAUCGUUGAGCGACCUGGACCCUGAUGUCUUGGAAAGCAUGUACUCUUUAGGUUGCUUCCGGGAUCGGGUCAAACUCACACGGGACCUUACAAGUGAGGAAGAGAACCAGGAAAAGAUGAUUUACUACCUCCUGUUGGACAGAAAAGAGCGCUAUCCCACCUAUGAGGAUGAGGAUCUUCCACCGAGAAAUGACGCCGGUAACAAAGUUACCUUUAACUGUUUUAUUGUGGAUUGUGCCUCAGCCAUUAAACAACGUGUUGUCAAAGAUCCACCUAGGAAGCGUGUGGACUCACCUAUGUUGACCCGACAUGGCCGCUGUAGACCAGAGAGGAAGAGUCUGGAAGUUCUCAGUGUCACUGAACAGGGCUCGCCCACUCCGCCCCGCAGGAACCUGGACACGAAUGCACACAGCCAAAGGUCUCGUUCGGUGAGCGGAGCGUCCACAGGUCUGUCUUCUAGUCCUCUCAGCAGUCCCAGGAGCCCGGUCUUCACUUUCAGCCAAUCAGAAGUCACCUCAGCUUCCUCCUCUAAAGAUCCCAAACCAGCGACUGCAACCGCCCCUCGGCCUAUCCGCCCAGCGCCCGACCCCAAAACUCAGACCCUGCCGUCAAAGGGCCCCGCUGACCGCCCCCAUCUUAACUCCAUGAAGUCCCUCCCUCUCCAGACCCCACGCACUCCAUCACCAUCCCCCUCUCCUCUUCUCUCUCCCAUCCCACGCUUUUUCAACUUCCCUUCUCCGUCUGUCUUCAAGUCCAAGAAUGCCCACUCGUCCACUAACUCCUCUGCCACCGCUCCUCCUGUGUCGCAGGUCACGCCACAAGGCUCACCACUCCCCACCCCGUUGGGCACACCUGUACACCAAAUCCAACACCCUUCCUCCACAACCCCUCCCUCCUCUUCCUCCUCAUCUUCUUCUCCCAGAGGGGAUGCGUCUGGAGGGGCUUCUCUGUCACUGACACCGCCCUCCAGCCCAGGUAGCAGUGGCGGCUUGGCCUCCUCUAGCUCCGCCCACUGGAGAACUAGACUCAACUCUUUCAAAAACAACCUUCUGGGCUCGCCACGCUUCCACCGCCGCAAACUCCAAGUCCCAACAUCAGAGGACAUGUCCAGUUUGACUCCAGAGUCCAGUCCAGAAUUGGCGAAGCGGUCCUGGUUUGGAAAUUUUAUCAGUCUGGAGAAAGAGGAGCAAAUCUUUGUUUUAAUUCGAGACAAACCCCUCAGCUCAAUAAAGGCAGACAUCGUCCACGCAUUUCUCUCUAUCCCUUCCCUCGGUCACAGUGUUGUGUCUCAGAACAGUUUCCGGGCAGAAUACAAGUCCUCUGGUGGGCCCUCCGUCUUCCAGAAGCCUCUCAAGUUCCAAGUUGACAUCGGCUACUCGGAGGGAGACAGAGAGCUGGAAAGGGAGCGAGCAGAGCGGGAAGGCAGAAGGGCAUUGGGCAUAUACAGCGUCACCUUCACCCUAAUAACAGGUCCUAGUCGCAGAUUCAAGAGGGUGGUAGAAACCAUUCAAGCCCAACUUCUUAGUACUCAUGAUCAGCCUUCUGUGCAGGCACUGGCUGAUGAGAAGAACGGCAAACCCUCGCGCCAGCCCAGCACGCCUUCACGUCAGAAUUCCAAGCGUUCCGAAAGCGGAUCGGAUCGGUCCGAGAAGGAGCGUGCGGCGGAUGCGGCGAGUGGAAGCGGCAGCAACGGUGGCAGCAUCUUACAAAGGCAAGGGUCAGGGAAAGACAAGGCCAGACUUCUCUCGACAUCCAAUGGGACACAGUCGCACCCCUGAGAAGAAUGCUUUGAAGACCCUCCUCUGUCCGUUAUUCUAGCCAGAUCCUUUCAAUCCUCUUUUCUCCUUUCCGCCAUCGGUCCGCUAGCGACAGAUUGGAGAAGGGAAAAGAUUUGACUUAAUGCUCAGUGGAAGUGCUGAUCUUUUCUCAGUCCUCAAGGACAACUCGGAAGCAAGAUCCCCCCCACACACACACUUUAGCAGAAAAUCUCACAAGAAAAACACUUUCACUCGCUAAUGAAGAAAGCACAUGACCUGCUCACUAACGUAUUGGAUGCUUCACAUAGUUCACUGCUGCAAACCUCUGAUCGACGCCCAAUGACGGAGCACCUCGAGACGUCUUCGUUAUCAUCUCCUCAACAUUACCUUGCGCCUAACUAACAUGGCGAGUCACAUGAUCUUAUGGAAUGUCUAUUUAAAAUGAGCAAAAAAACGAAAUGGAGAAGAACUGGAUGGGUCUGGAUUCAAUAAGGUUUCUCGAAAAGCAAAGGGAUGCUGUAUUUUAGCAAAAACAAAGUGAAAUGGCUGAUGAAAACACAUACAGACAUCACAGAGGAUGGAUCUGAUGGGGCCCUUCGCAUACUGGCUGUGACCUGUUUAUCAAAAAUCUUGUCCUCGAGUGUAUGAGAUUCAUUACGUCUCACGAUUAUUUCUGAAUUCUAACGAUAAACGCUAUGAUACCGUAUUGCCUUUAAUGGAGGAGAACUAGUGGAUCGCCAUUUCGAUUCAUCCCCGUUUUCCACUCACGGGCUCUCAAACAAAAAAGUCUGUUAGAUGCUAGAGAGGGAGACAAAACAUAAUGGAUCACAACAGCUAAUCGAGGGACAAGAAAAGUAGCAGAAAGCAUCUUCAAUCAACUUCGAGAUGACAAUGAAAGUGGUUUUAUUUAUUGUCUUGUUGAUGACCUGGAUGUAGGUGUGGUGAUCUGUUUAACCUUAUUUUUCACUGUAGUUCGCCCCUUUAUGUAGAUUGCGAUUCCAGCAGCGAACUAAAUCCGCAGCCCUGGUUCAAUUCUUAGCUUCGGACACGACAUUGCAGUCUGGCCAACACGUACUCGUUGAUCUUGGCCUUUAAUAGCAGCUUGAGUUUCACGAGACAUGUGGAGAAAAAAGACAACCGGCUGCAAGACUUCCAUUCUGCUGGAUGUCAAGUUCAAAAGAAAGAAGAUUGAAAUUGUAACAUAACCAAUAUUCUUUAUGCACCAUUUGAAAGGAGAUAUUUUGCAACUAGAAUUACAUUUUCACGUUGAGCUCCAACAGCCACUGACUGCAGCUUUAUUUCGACUUGUCUGUGUUUUUAUUUCACGACGCUACCAGAUAGCAUGUUACUCUGUUUUUCUGUUGCUCAUAGUUACGUUAUUUACUGCGAUAUUUCACAAAAACAAAAGAAUAUUCGCUGAUUUGAUUCAAUGAAACUGCCAAGACUUCAGAUACAUUUGGAAAAGUUAUUGCUUUCAGAAAUACGUCAAUAAUCAUAAAGAAAGAAAAGAAAUGAACUAUCCACAUUUAUCGUCCCAAAUCAAACUGGCGAGUAAUGAGAAAUCCGAAACCAUCGAAAAACAACCGUUGCUUUUUGUUUUUCUUUUCAUAAUACGACUCUGGACAUGGCACGAUAAUGACAAAUGAUGUAUUGCUCGCAAAGGGCAAAAAAGAACACACAAAUGUAAAACACAUUGAUUGUGAUGUGUCUGUCAUUGUAAAAAUGCUGCACACAAAUUGCUUGGGGGAGGAAAGGCAAUAGAAAAUUCAAGCCACAGGGAAAGAAUGAUUGUUUUCCUUUUUUGUACACAACUUCGGUCUUUCAGUGUUUUCAUGCCACCAGCAAAAGAGGCAGUAUCAAUAUGAAUGUUUAUCAUUUCAAUAUUGACCUAUUUUAUUUUUUCAAUUCUGUAUUCACAGUCUGUAUUAGUUGAGCUUACGAUGCUCCUUUACUGAGCAUAAUAGCUUUUAAAAUUGUGAAAAUGAAUGCUGCAAAAACACUUCCCAGUGUUAUUAUGUUGUGUUGUUUAUUUUGAACCCACAAUCUGUCCCAUGUGUUAAUGUUUGCUACUGUGAACAACUUACGCCUCCAAAGAUAAAAAAUGUCCACUCGUACACGGCGAGAGAUAAACUUAAGACUUUUCUGUUAUCUGUUGUUGUCUUGGACACUCUUGGCAAAAGAGAGCACGAGCUACUGUAUGUUUCUGGAAUGUAAAGAAAAUGAGUGCAAAUGUGCAUGUAACACUGUUCAAAUCACAGGCACUCCACCUUUCCCCAAAAAUUCUACAUCAUUUGUAGCUACUCUAUAGCAGAGUAUGGCAGCGGUCUUUUGAGUCCUCCCAAAAACAUCGAUUGAGAUUAUGUUUUCAUUUUCUUGGUUUCAAUAAAUACAUUGCUGGAUGACAUGA
Phyllopteryx taeniolatus (common seadragon) is the source of this 5977-nucleotide messenger RNA. It is a transcript of the gene brsk1b, whose product is annotated as BR serine/threonine kinase 1b. Gene Ontology annotation, biological process: intracellular signal transduction; microtubule cytoskeleton organization; protein phosphorylation. The transcript is spliced from 19 exons. Gene Ontology annotation, molecular function: protein serine/threonine kinase activity; ATP binding; tau-protein kinase activity. The record is from RefSeq and is a predicted model, not a curated record. The coding region runs from base 934 to 3591 and encodes 885 amino acids. Gene Ontology annotation, cellular component: cytoplasm. Lineage: Eukaryota; Metazoa; Chordata; Actinopteri; Syngnathiformes; Syngnathidae.